Molecule: messenger RNA, 516 nt
Organism: Bombyx mandarina (wild silkworm)
Lineage: Eukaryota; Metazoa; Arthropoda; Insecta; Lepidoptera; Bombycidae
Source: RefSeq, a predicted model, not a curated record
AUGGCCGCCACAAACUGUCAACAUCGACCCGCCCUAUUUGAAAGACCCUUUAGAUCUGCCUACGACUUAAGGACUGUAGAAAUACUAGGUUGUGGGACUCGAGUACCUUGCUUCGUCACAUUAGGCAAUGAAGUUCCUGUAAUAUUAAAAUUUCGUGCUGAUUUUUCAUCAAGAAAAUUGGACCAAGACGUCGUGAUUAACAUUAACCAUGUCAACUUAAAAACUCCGGUGACCCCAGAAUUGUGCGAGGUCGCAAGCUGUUUAGUAAGCGUUGAUUCCAUGACGUCUUACACGAGUGUUAUGUCAGUGCCUAACAACAUGGCUUUAAAUCAACGCGGAUUUUUAAGAUGGAGCGUCUUCAAUGAAGAUAAUUUACUCGUGCUCUGCUAUUCUGUGCUAGUCCAGACACAAAGCCCGUUACAAAAAUUUCUUCGACAACUAUUANCAAAAACUCUGUACGUAGUUUUGGACAAAAACUCAUCAGCCUUGACAGAUCAAGUUACUUUUAGGUAUUAA